AUGGCAACAGAAUCCGCCUCUGCGAAACGAGCACGUACGCGCAAGUCGCGUGGUCGUGGUUUACGCACUACGAAUGGAUGUUUCACAUGUCGCAAGCGUCAUAUUAAAUGCGACGAGGUGAAGCCUGUUUGUGGGGCUUGUGGGAAGCAUGGGCGGGCUUGCGAUUUCGCGAGUGGGAAUGGGAGUGCCAGUGCGAUUACGACACCGGCUCCUAGGCGGAAUUUCCUGGAUACUGUUAUUGAUGGGUCUAUUUCGCCAUCGGUUUCUAGGGCACAAAGUGUGCAGAGUCGGGUGAGGCAACAUAGUCCGGCGCGGGGUGGUGGUGGUGGUGGUGGUGGUGGUGAUGCAUCUGAGGCUGAGACUGGUGUUGCGUCUGGGGUUGGAGGUUUGUCUUGGUCGCAAGCUGAAGGGGAUGCUGGUAUUCCGUCUCAGGUUGGUACGCCUCAAGCUGUGCCUGUUGAGACGGUGCCUACUCAGACUCUCCCUCCGCAGGCCUCGCCGCAAGAUGUGUCCCCUCGGACUUUACCUCCACAUGAGAAGGCACGUCAGGAAUUGCCGUCUCAGCAUUAUUAUCCUCAGGCACCACCUGCUCAGGUGCCCAACCCUCAUGCUCCAACACCCCACGCUUCGACUCCCCAUGCGCCAACGCCCCACGCACGGCAUGAUCACCUCGCGAGUGUUGACUUGACCGCUCACCAAAGUCCCGCCGCACUUUAUCCAAACGACCUCUCUCCUUCCGAUGCAUCAUAUAUUCUACAAUCGGUAACCGGGUCAUUCUCCUCCCCUGGGCCAACCGUGAACGCGGCAGCAAGCUGGUGGUUUGAUCUGUUGGCAAAUGAUGCAGCCAGAGAUCACCAACAAGUGCCCACUAUACCAACUGGAUUUGCAAAUGACGGUCUGCCAUUUGAGUGCCCGCAAAUUGGUGAUCAAGUAGAGAUCACUUCUCUGCAACGAGCUACACAGGUACUUGAUCUUCCUCAUGUUAAUGGGAUCGUGGGCCAAGGCUCCAUAGUUUCACCUGCGCAGUCUAGCAAUGCGGGUGAAGAUGAGCAUAUCUGGCAGUCUCGACAGCCGAUUGGGCUUUUGCCUCGGGAACAUUUUCUGUUUGAGCAUUUUGUACAACAUGUUAGUCAAUGGAUCGAUCUCUUUGACCCAACUAGCCAAUUUUCUACGCUUGUUGCACAUCUGGCAAUACGGAAUGCGGGACUAUUGAACGCCAUUCUCGCUCUAGCCUGUCGCCAUCUAUCAUUAAAUCCCCAUCUCGACAACGAGGAUCUGCCAAACAAAGAAGCAGCCCUCCAGUACUACUACCAAACUCUCCACUAUGUUCAAAGAGCAAUGCAAAAGUCCAGUUACAUGACAAGCUGGGAACUCCUCUCAACAACCCUCAUCAUCUCAGCCUACGAAAUGCUAGACAACUCCUCUAAUGACUGGGAACGACAUCUGGAAGGCGUAUUCCUCAUCCAAAGAUCUCAAGUUAUCCACGGCGAAUCAGGCGGAUUACAAGCCGCUGUCUGGUGGGCAUGGCUCUGUCAGGAUGUCUGGGCUGCCUUCCGAGAAAAACGCAAGACUUUGACAUUCUGGACUCCCCAUAAACCCCUCUCGGCACUAUCACCACAUGAACUUGCUGCGCGUGCGGUGUAUAUCACUGCUAAAGUAAUCAAUUAUUGUGCCGAGGAGGGUCCACCAGUCGAGGGAUACAUUCAGCGUCGACUUGAUAAGGCUAAGUAUCUUCGAUCUAUGCUUGAUGACUGGCGGGACCAUUUGACUAUUGAGUUCUCCCCUUUGCCUGUUAGCUCUCGUGAGAAGAAGGGGUACUUUUGUCCUGUCUGGAUUCGUCCCCCUGCAUUUGGUAAGUGUUGGAUGACCAGCAAGAAAUUUGCCGAAGUAGAAGUAUUGAAGCUAACCCUCGUUAAAGCUGUUGCCAUGCAAUUUUAUUCCGCAGCGCGUAUCCUCUUGAUAGCCCACGAGCCAAGCCUCGGAGGGCUCACUCGAUAUCUGGAGCGACAAAUAAUCAUCCAGCGUUCCGCGGAGAGAAUAUGUGGCAUUGCUAUGACUUUAAAAGACGAUGCGUCUAGUCUCAUGUCGUCACAAGCUUUAUUUAUUGGUAUGCUCAGUCUAGCACAGGAAGAAAUAUCGAAUGCUAAUGUUAACGUAGCUGGAAUAUUUACCCAUGAACCUCACGCCCGAGAUGCUAUAUUGGAAUUAUUAGAAUCAUGCAGGAAGAGGACCGGCUGGCCGGUUCGUUCCUUAGGAGAUGAGUUGCAGCAAAUUUGGGACCUGCACGAGCCUACCAGAUCAUAG
This is a messenger RNA of Penicillium antarcticum, 2304 nucleotides long. Its product is annotated as Zn(II)2Cys6 transcription factor domain-containing protein. NCBI's taxonomy places the organism in Eukaryota, Fungi, Ascomycota, Eurotiomycetes, Eurotiales, Aspergillaceae. The record is from RefSeq and is a predicted model, not a curated record. Bases 1 to 2304 code for a protein of 767 amino acids. The transcript is spliced from 4 exons. Gene Ontology annotation, molecular function: zinc ion binding; DNA-binding transcription factor activity, RNA polymerase II-specific; transcription cis-regulatory region binding. Gene Ontology annotation, cellular component: nucleus. Gene Ontology annotation, biological process: positive regulation of transcription by RNA polymerase II.